Molecule: messenger RNA, 2583 nt
Organism: Symbiodinium natans
Lineage: Eukaryota; Dinophyceae; Suessiales; Symbiodiniaceae
Source: the annotation of a GenBank genome assembly
AUGUCCAAUGCACUAACCAUGGCCCUGCUUUGCCUGCACCUCCGCCGUCUCGGGCCCCGCCAUCAGCCACUCUUGCACCGUCGGAACCAGCCAACUUUGCGUCUCUCCCCGGUCCGGCCCCUGGUCAUACCGACGCCCAUGGCACAGCCAUCCCUGCGUUACGCCUCUUCUUGGACCUUUUCUCCGGUGCUUCUGCGCCAGUGCACCAUGCCGUGUCCGGUUUGCUGUUGUGCCGCUUCGAGCCUGUGGACCUUCUGCGCGGUUCCGCUCUGGAUCUGUCUGAUGAUGAUGUCUACCGGGACCUCUGCCGUCUUUGUGCCUCUGGUUUGGUCGGAGCCUGCUGUGCUGCUCCGCCUUGCUCCUCCUUCUCCAGAGCUCGCUUGUGACCGCCUGGUCCAUCGCCAGCUGAAAGAGCUGCGGCUGUCCAAUUCCCUGCACAAGCGCACCCGCCACCUACUGUCACUGGUGGCCAGCCGCAGCGGCCUCAUCUUCCUGGAGAACCCCGUUUCUAGCCUGUUGUCCGAAGUUAUGGCUUGGGUCCGAGCCUUUGCCCCGUUUGGAGCUUCAGUUGCAGCCUGCAGUCAUGGUAUGGAUGCCGACAAACACUGGCUCUUCUGGUCCAACAGACCCUGUGUUGCUGCAUUGGCAUCCUCCUGCCCGCACCUGAAGGGUUUCCACAGGUUGCUCCGCAGCAAACGUCUGCCAGACGGCUCCUGGUCGACACGCUUGACAGCCACGUAUCCGCAAUCGCUUGCAGAAGCUAUUGCCGCUCUCUGCGUGCCCUUUCUGUCUGUCAAAGAUACCGUUUACACUCGCAACAGCUGGAGUGCGCUGCUCCCACCGCGACUGCCCUGGUCUGCUCAACACCUGCCAGUUGAGGAUGGGGCCGGUUGUUCCAGCACGGCUUGUCACGUCACUCCGCAAGGAGACGACAUCUUCCGCCCGUUACGCCGUGCUUGGAUGGAGCGCCUCAUCAAGUCCGGUCUUGUUCACACGAUUGUCUCCGCGGUCUCCUCCGGCGACAAAGCAUCCCCACUUUCAGACGAACAGCUGUUGCCUUUCUUUGACGACCUACGUUCCUUCCUGCACGUUGAAUGUGACGCCACCUGGUCCAACUUGCUGCACAUUACUCCAGGGCAGCCGUUCCGUAUCUCUCUUUGGCGCACGCUCUCGCUCCUUCUGAAAGACCCAGAUGCGGACCUCUUCCCGCACUUGCGUGAGGGAGUUCCGCUUGGGUUCGCCCAACCGAUACCUCCCUGCCCAGUCCUGACUCUUUCGGAAUUAACUGCUCCAGUUCCGGAACUCUGCCACUGUGAGUCCGCCUGGAAAUCUGCCUUGGACCAUCCCGGUUUUGUCGACGAUCUUCUCAAAGAAGAGCUAGCGCAGGGCUGGAUUUGUGAGGUGCAGGGAGGUGAUGCCGAACUCAAGUCUCGAAAGAGCCAGUCCGCCGUCGGGAAGCUCGGCCUGGUUAUCUCGGAUUCUCGCCCUCCGCGGCUCGUGGUAGACAGUUCCAUUUCUGGGGUUACUGCGAGUACCCGUCUGCCCAAUAGGUCAUCUAAUCCCACGCUCAUGCACGUGCGACGCUGCCUUCCGCUUUCGGAUGCCCGCGAGCAACUUUGUGCUCUGGUUCUGGACGUCAGCAAAGCCCACCGCCGGCUCAAAAUUCUGCCUGCUGACCAAGGGUUACUCUGUUUUCGCCAUCGUGGCCGCUUGUAUCAGUGUCUCACGCUCAAUUUUGGAGCUAGGGCGUCUGGGUUUUACUGGUCCCGGGUGGCAGGUCUGCUUGUGCGCCUGGUGCACCGCAUCUGGUGGGUGAGUCACUCCGCACUAAUCUAUGUGGACGACCUUCUGUGUCUGCUUGAGAAAAGCUCCGCCCCGUUGCUGGCUUCCGUUCUCGUUGUGCUCCUGCAGGUCCUUAACGCCAAACUCUCCUCUUCCGUUGUGUGGAUCGGCUGGCAGUUUGACUUCCGCACCUACACAGUCCGCCUGGAACCUGAAAAGCUCCAGCGCUUGCACCGUCUACUUCAUGAGUCCCGUCGACACAAUAAACUGCCGACGUCGACCCUAGAGAAGUUGACCGGCAAGCUCCUCUGGUUGUCGAACUUGCUCCGCGCCUUCAGGCCCUCGCUUGCUCCUCUGUAUCAAGAUCAGUACUGCCCCCCGCUGGUGAGCAUUGCGCUUUCACCUGCUUCCUGGAAGCGCUUGGUGGACUGCCUUUCCGAUGACCUGUUGGUCCGCUCACCGUGUGGUCUUGCUGCUGCUCCGGUUAUGGAUCUCUGGCUGGACAUCUGCAAGUCCGGUACUGACUUCCGCGCUCUGCUCCUGGCCCCGCACUUUCAGUGUGAAGCGUUCGCAGACGCCUGCGCAACAUCCACGUCUGCUGGACUUGGAGGUUUCGUGAGGUUGCCCAAUGGAGCCUGCCUGUUCUUUCAGUACACCUUCACACAGCAGCAGCUGCACGAUCUCUUUCAAUGGUUCCCUGCAGACGAGCCGCCGCAGCAUUAUAUAGCAGCCUGGCCCAGUGCGGGCUCCUGCACUUGCUCUCUUGUCUGCUGCCACCUGGUCACCCCCCUGUCCACGUGA